This is a messenger RNA of Lepisosteus oculatus (spotted gar), 2669 nucleotides long. The record is from RefSeq and is a predicted model, not a curated record. Lineage: Eukaryota; Metazoa; Chordata; Actinopteri; Semionotiformes; Lepisosteidae.
AAGUAACACUACAGCUAUGUAAAUACUAGAUAUACAUUUUAAACGGAGGUCCUUCCCAGGUGAAACACGUUAAUGCAGUUUUCUUCACACGUCAGAACGGAAAGCGGCGCAGUAUUGUGCUGUAGUGAUUAAUUGACCAGGGAGCCUGAAAACCAGUUUGUCACCGUCAACUGGCUUGCUUGUGCUCUUUUCACAACGGUGUACCGUGUUGCUGUAACGUGCAAACUGCUUCUUUUGGGAAAAGUGAAAAUCCAUCAGAAUGGAACUAAACGCGUGCUUCCCUUGCAAACUGAAGGCGCCGGAGACAUUUCAAGAGUUUCUAAGCAAAAGAAGAGGUACAUUUCAAGAGUUCAUCCAGAAAACGAAAGAGACGCUAUGCAAAUACUCUGAAGCGGUUUCUCUCCUGGAGAUGGAUCGGACAAAACACACAGCUAACAACAACCACCUUCGGGUAUCCUCUUCCACUGAUGUCAAUCUGGGACCGUCUGCCAAUCCACAAGCCAGACCUACAGACUUUGAUUUCCUAACUGUGAUUGGGAAAGGAACUUUUGGGAAGGUGCUGCUAGCCAAGCGGAAAUCGGACCACAAGUUUUAUGCUGUGAAAGUUCUGCAGAAAAAAGUCAUACUGAAGAAAAAAGAGCAAAAGAACAUCAUGGCCGAGCGCAACGUGCUGCUGAAGAGCUUGAAACACCCUUUCCUGGUGGGGCUGCACUAUUCCUUCCAGACCGCCGAGAAGCUCUACUUUGUUCUGGACUACGUGAAUGGCGGGGAGGUACUGUAUGGCUUUAGGGAGCAGACCAGCGCAGCCGGAUCUGCAGUAGGAUAUUUCCACAGUCUGACCAUUAUUUUCAGAGACCUGAAGCCAGAGAACAUCCUGCUGGACUCUCAGGGACAUGUGGUGCUGACUGACUUUGGGCUGUGCAAGGAGGGAAUAGAGCCUGAAGGAACUACUUCCACUUUCUGUGGGACUCCAGAGUAUCUGGCCCCGGAGGUGCUGAGGAAGCAGCCCUAUGAUCGCACGGUGGAUUGGUGGUGUCUGGGAGCUGUGCUCUAUGAGAUGCUGUAUGGGCUGCCCCCGUUCUACAGCCGGGACGUGUCGGAGAUGUACGACCACAUUCUCCACAAGCCCCUGCACCUCCCGCCGGGCAAGAGCAUGGCAGCCUGUGACCUGCUGAGGGGGCUGCUGCAGAAGAACCCCCAGCACCGCAUGGGGGCCAAGGCCGACUUUUUGGAGCUUAAAACCCAUGUGUUUUUCUCCCCCAUAAACUGGGAUGACCUGUAUCAUAAGAGGAUCACUCCUCCCUACAACCCCAAAGUGAACGGCCCAGCUGACCUCCGACACAUUGACCCGGAGUUCACCAAGGAGAUGGUCCCCAAUUCAGUGGGGCGCACCCCUGAACUCAGCUCCUGCCUGGGCACCAGCAGCUCCAACGCCUUCAAGGGCUUCUCCUACGUGCAGGGUGAUGAGGCCUUCCUAAACUGAGGGGAGGCUUGCGAGAAGCUUCCUUUGCCAGAGACGGACCCUGGAUGCCCCUCCAGGAGGAGAAGCGAGAUGGGCCAGGCUGUCUUCAGCAGGACUGUAAAACCCCCCUCGCCCGUGCAGCGAAGAGCCGACUCCUGCACCCCCAGCCUUUCCUGCGUUGCGUGCCCUACGUCACAGAGCAGGCUUGGAGAAUUCUCCAUGUCUCUCUCUUGGACCCUGCCUGCUCUGUGGCCACAGAUACAUCGUUAUCAAAAUUAAGAACAUAAAGCUUUUUGGCAACUUUUACAGUUAAGGACAAUGUUAUUCCAUUUAAAUUAUGCAUUGUUGAAGGAUACCCUCUGUGGUUGGGAUGGGGAGGUGAAGGGGACAUUUCCUAGGAGACAGUUCUGUUCCAACUUUAAGUGAUGAAUUGCACAAAAGAAGAGGUAACUACUCCAAUAUCUCGACAGCUCUUGCUGUGCCAGAGAGGGGCGUUCGUCACCGAUUUGCACCCCUUACUGCGGACGUGCCGAAAUGUCCACUUGGUUCCCGUUAUUGAUUGGUUGAUCGUAUACUUGGGUCUUUUUUCUUUUGUGUUUGUUUUGCAUGACUUGUAUCAGAUGUGCUUCAGUACCAGUUAAUUUUGAUGGGGUUCUGUUCAGUCUUGUCUAACACUCCGGUGGGCUGGUUUGGAACAUUUCUGUAAUGGACAACUUUUUAUUUUGGUUUUUAAUUGCACUGCAGAAUGUAAAUAUCCGCUGUCCAUUAGCUGAAGUGUGUGGGUGUAGGACAAUGUCUCCCACUCCAUGUCUGUGCUGUGAGAGUCACUCUUUUAUUACCAAGAGUAAAGUCCUUCCCUGCAGUGAGCCGCCCUAAACUUUUAUUGUGCUGUUUGUUUAUUUCCAAGUAAAAAUAGCCUUUGACCACAGAACCUAAGGCUUAUGUAACUAAGACUAUUAUUUACGAUCCCAGAGAAUCUUAGGGGACUCCACAGCGAUGCAGGAGAUAUGCAUAGUACAUUGAUUCCAUUUAACAAUGAUAGAAGAAUUGUAACCGAUUGUAGCCAAUUGUAAACACUUAGGCGACGUGUUUGCUGGUCAUGUUUAGUUAUUGGAAACUUGCCUGUGUCUUAAUCAAUUUAAUUGUUUUCUGAGACGAAUGGUUUAUAAUGUAUUAUUUUGCAAUAUAAAUAAAAAUGUAAAUGAGG